Paramecium tetraurelia is the source of this 1092-nucleotide messenger RNA. RefSeq lists its product as uncharacterized. Lineage: Eukaryota; Ciliophora; Oligohymenophorea; Peniculida; Parameciidae. The record is from RefSeq and is a predicted model, not a curated record. The transcript is spliced from 3 exons. Gene Ontology annotation, molecular function: protein serine/threonine kinase activity; ATP binding. Gene Ontology annotation, biological process: protein phosphorylation.
AUGGGAAAUAUUUGUUUUAAAGAAGAAUUUGUUUAAAAUGAUUUUGUUAAACUAAAAUUUGAUGAAGAUGAUCUCUAAGCAACAUCUAUCUAAAUAGAAGGCAGAGAAGCAAAGUAAAAGGUCAAAUUAUCCGAUUUUAAGAAAUUAAAACCGCUUGGGUAGGGAGCCUAUGGAAAAGUUAUGUUAGUUGAAUAUUAUAAAAAUGGAAUACAGAAGUUAUAUGCGAUGAAGAUAUUAGAAAAAAAGAAUAUUAAGAAGGAAUCUUAAAUUAGGCAUGUAUUUGAUGAAAGAAAAAUAUUAGAGAAGACAGAUUCAAAUUUUGUUGUGAAACUAAGGUAUGCAUUUUAAAAUCAUGCUCGUCUCUAUUUUAUUGUUGAUUAUAUGGCAGGAGGAGAUUUUUAUUAUCAUAUUAAAUCGUAGCCGAGCGUUCCUGAUCACUUCAUAAAAUUUUAUUCAGCAGAAAUAAUAUUUGGAUUAUAACACUUACAUUCUUUGAAUGUAAUAUAUAGGGAUCUUAAACCGGAAAAUAUUCUUGUAAGUGAAUCUAGACAUAUCAAAUUAUCUGAUUUUGGUCUGUCUAAAAUUCUUGAAAAUGAUAAUGAAAAGGCUAAGACUUGCUGUGGAACAAUAGAUUAUUUGGCUCCAGAAGUUUUAGUAAAUGAUGGAUAUACUUUUACUUGUGAUUUUUACAGUCUUGGAUGUCUAAUUUAUGAGAUGUACUUUGGAAAACCUCCUUUUUACAGUAAAGAUAAAAAAUAAAUGAUGGAGAAUAGAAUUAUCAGAUUAGUACCUUUUUUAGAAUUGUGCUCUAAAGAAGCAAGAGAUUUGCUUACAAAACUUCUCGAAGUUGAUCCAAAGAAGAGAUUAGGAAGAAAGGGGGCUCAGCAGAUUUUAGAUCAUGCAUUUUUUAAGGAAUUAGAUAUAAAAAAGAUGAAGGAUUUAUAAAUUGAGCCACCUAUUACACUUAUUUAAUCAAAUAAGGUAGAUUAAAAAAUUUUUAAGGAAAAAAUACCAAAGACUUAAUCGAAAAAAGAAAAUCUUAAAAUUUUUGAAGGAUUUACUUAUUUCCAGAAGGAAAGUUAAGAUAAUUGA